AAAUGUGCAUGCAACCAUCCCAUACAUUAUUUACGAGAGCUAAUUUUCGCCUACGUAUGGGUUUGAUCGCAUGGCACCGUUGACAUUGCACGUGAAAUGAUGGCGUCGCCUGCCGUUGGAGGGAAACUAGUGUGGAGAAGUCAACUAUGGAUAUUGCCUCUUAUCGCUGUUUUCUGUCCAACCUUCGUACAAUGUCAAUUUGAAAAAGAGGGGGAUGUCCGUCUUGUUAUGGGCCCCACUCUAAACCAAGGUCGGGUAGAGAUCUUCCACGAUGGCUUGUGGGGUACAGUCUGUGAUGACAGUUGGGAUGUUUAUGAUGCUAGAGUAGUUUGUCGACAGCUUGGAUACUCAAACAACAUUGGUGGAGCCUGGGCUGGUGGAAAAUAUCCGAGGGGAUCAGGCCCCAUACACCUUGAUGACGUCGCCUGCGAGGGAAAUGAAACUAGGUUGGAUUUAUGCAAGAGCAACGGCUGGGAUAUUCAGAACUGCGGACAUUCGGAAGAUGCCGGUGUUAUUUGUCAAGAUGGCGCAGAAGGUGAUGUCCGUCUUUCUCAUGGUCCUACUCCAAACCAAGGUCGGGUAGAGAUCUUCCACGAUGGCUUGUGGGGUACAGUCUGUGAUGACAGUUGGGAUGUUUAUGAUGCUAGAGUAGUUUGUCGACAGCUUGGAUACUCAAACAACAUUGGUGGAGCUUGGAACGGUGGAAAAUAUCCAGAGGGAUCUGGCCCCAUACACCUUGAUUACGUUGACUGUGAAGGAAACGAAACUCGGUUGGAUUUAUGCCAGACCGACGGUUGGGACAACAACUUCUGUGGACACGAGAGUGAUGCUGGUGUAAUCUGCCAAGAUGGCACAGAAGGUGAUAUCCGCCUUGCUGAUGGCCCCACUCCAAACGAAGGUCGGGUAGAGAUCUUCCACGAUGGCUUGUGGGGUACAGUCUGUGAUGACAGUUGGGAUGUUUAUGAUGCUAGAGUAGUUUGUCGACAGCUUGGAUACUCAAACAACAUUGGUGGAGCUUGGAACGGUGGAAAAUAUCCAGAAGGAUCUGGCCCCAUACACCUUGAUUACGUUGACUGUGAAGGAAACGAAACUCGGUUGGAUUUAUGCCAGAGCGACGGUUGGGAUAACAACUUCUGUGGACACGAGAGUGAUGCUGGUGUUAUCUGCCAAGAUGGUACAGAAGGUGAUAUCCGCCUAGUUGAUGGUCCCUCUCCAAACCAAGGUCGGGUAGAGAUCUUCCACGAUGGCUUGUGGGGUACAGUCUGUGAUGACAGUUGGGAUGUUUAUGAUGCUAGAGUAGUUUGUCGACAGCUUGGAUACUCAAACAACAUUGGUGGAGCUUGGAACGGUGGAAAAUAUCCAGAAGGAUCUUGCCCCAUACACCUUGAUUACGUUGACUGUGAAGGAAACGAAACUCGGUUGGAUUUAUGCCAGAUCGACGGUUGGGACAACAACUUCUGUGGACACGAGAGUGAUGCUGGUGUGACCUGCCAAGAUGGUACAGAAGGUGAUGUCCGUCUUGUUGAGGGCCCCACUCCAAACCAAGGUCGGGUAGAGAUCUUCCACGAUGGCUUGUGGGGUACAGUCUGUGAUGACAGUUGGGAUGUUUAUGAUGCUAGAGUAGUUUGUCGACAGCUUGGAUACUCAAACAACAUUGGUGGAGCUUGGAACGGUGGAAAAUAUCCAGAAGGAUCUGGCCCCAUACACCUUGAUUACAUUGACUGUGAAGGAAACGAAACUCGGUUGGAUUUAUGCCAGAGCGACGGUUGGGAUAACAACUUCUGUGGACACGAGAGUGAUGCUGGUGUUAUCUGCCAAGAUGGUACAGAAGGUGAUAUCCGCCUAGUUGAUGGUCCCUCUCCAGACCAAGGUCGGGUAGAGAUCUUCCACGAUGGCUUGUGGGGUACAGUCUGUGAUGACAGUUGGGAUGUUUAUGAUGCUAGAGUAGUUUGUAGACAGCUUGGAUACUCAAACAACAUUGGUGGAGCUUGGAACGGUGGAAAAUAUCCAGAAGGAUCUGGCCCCAUACACCUUGAUUACGUUGACUGUGAAGGAAACGAAACUCGGUUGGAUUUAUGCCAGAACGACGGUUGGGAUAACAACUUCUGUGGACACGAGAGUGAUGCUGGUGUUAUCUGCCAAGAUGGUACAGAAGGUGAUAUCCGCCUAGUUGAUGGCCCCUCUCCAAACCAAGGUCGGGUAGAGAUCUUCCACGAUGGCUUGUGGGGUACAGUCUGUGAUGACAGUUGGGAUGUUUAUGAUGCUAGAGUAGUUUGUCGACAGCUUGGAUACUCAAACAACAUUGGUGGAGCUUUGGAUGGUGGAAAAUACCCGAGGGGAUCUGGCCCCAUACACCUUGAUUACGUUGACUGUGAAGGAAACGAAACUCGGUUGGAUUUAUGCCAGAGCGACGGUUGGGAUAACAACUUCUGUGGACACGAGAGUGAUGCUGGUGUUAUCUGCCAAGACGGCGCAGACGGUGAGGUCCGCCUUGUUGAUGGUCCCACUCCAAUCGAAGGUCGGGUAGAGAUCUUCCAUGAUGGCUUGUGGGGUACAAUCUGUGAUGAUAGUUGGGACGUUUAUGAUGCUAGAGUAGUUUGUCGUCAGCUUGGAUACUCAAAUAACAUUGGCGGAGCUUGGAACGGUGGAAAAUACCCAAAAGGAUCUGGUCCUAUUCACCUUGAUGACGUUGGCUGUGAAGGAAACGAAACUCGGUUGGAUUUAUGCCAGAGCGACGGUUGGGAUAUUCAGAACUGCGGACAUUCUGAAGAUGCUGGUGUCAUUUGUCAAUAUGGCACGGAAGGUGAUGUUCGUCUUGUUGAUGGCCCCACUCCAAACCAAGGUCGGGUAGAGAUCUUCCAUGAUGGCUUGUGGGGUACAGUCUGUGAUGAUAGUUGGGAUGUUAAUGAUGCUAGAGUAGUUUGUCGACAGCUUGGAUACUCAGGAGAUGUUCAGGCCUGGAGUGAUGCUCACUAUUGGCAAGGAUCGGGGCCAAUAUACCUUGAUGAUGUCGACUGUACGGGAUCUGAGUCUAGCUUGAUGAAUUGCAGUAACCGUGGAUGGGGCAUCCACAACUGCGAACACUCUGAAGAUGCGGGGGUUUUCUGCGCUUUUAUUGGUGAAACAGAGGGAGAUAUCCUCCUCGUUGAUGGGUUCAGUCCUUACGAUGGAAGGAUUGAAAUAUUUCACAAUGGUCUAUGGGGUACUGUCUGUGAUGACGCCUGGGAUAACAACGAUGCCAGGGUAGUUUGUCGACAGCUUGGAUACUCAGGCGACGUUGGUGUUGCAAGGCAUGGCGGUGUGUAUAGUCGUGGAUUAGAUCCGAUAUAUCUUGAUGAUGUUGGCUGUGAGGGAGAUGAACCUAGAUUAGAUGCAUGCUUCAACAACGGUUGGGGUAACCAUAACUGCGGACAUUCUGAAGAUGCUGGAGUUUACUGUGGUAGUGACGUUGGGAAUGAAGGAGAUAUCCGCCUUGUUAACGGCUCCACUGCAAACCAAGGUCGGGUUGAGAUCUUCCAUGAAGGCCAAUGGGGGACAGUGUGUGAUGACUCCUGGGAUGACUCUGACGCGAGGGUGGUUUGUCGACAGCUUGGAUACUCGGGCGAUGUUAAUGCGAGGAUUCUUGGUGUUUAUGGGGUCGGAUCGGGUCCGAUAUUCCUUGAUGAUGUUAACUGCGAUGGGAAUGAAGAUAGGUUAGAUUUAUGCAACAGUAACGGUUGGUAUCACCACAACUGCGGACAUUCAGAAGAUGCUGGAGUUUACUGCGAUGCUGGUGAUGGCUUGAAUGGCGAAGUUCGCCUUGUUGAUGGUUCCACCCCAAACGAAGGUCGGGUGGAGAUCUAUCACGACGGUCAAUGGGGGACGAUUUGCUAUGAUAGUUGGGAUGACCCUGAUGCGAGGGUGGUUUGUCGACAACUUGGAUUCUCGGGCGACGUUGGUGAGGCCAGGAGUCCCAUUACAUACGGACAUGGAUCCGGCCCGAUAUACCUUGAAGGUGUUAGAUGUCAGGGAUAUGAAGCAAGGUUGGAUCUAUGCGUCAACAACGGUUGGUACAACGACAAUUGCGGACAUUCUCAAGAUGCAGGAGUUUACUGCCCUACUGAUGGUGCAUCAGAAGGAGAUGUUCGCAUUGUGGAUGGGUACUCUCUUGAUCAAGGUCGGGUGGAAAUCUACCACAAUGGUCAGUGGGGUACAGUCUGUGAUGACAAUUGGGGCGACAAAGACGCAAGGGUUGUUUGUCGACAACUUGGAUUCUUGGGCAACGUUGGUAAGGCCAAUGGUCUUGCUAGAUAUGGACAAGGAACUGGCCCGAUAUACCUUGAUGAUGUUUUCUGUGAGGGAAAUGAAGCUAGAUUGGAUGCAUGCGUCAGCAAUGGUUGGGGUAUCAAUAACUGCGAACAUUCUGAAGAUGCUGGUGUUUACUGUGGCGGUGAUGUUGGAGAGGAAGGAGAGAUCCGCCUAGUAAACGGUUCCACUCCAAACGAUGGGCGGGUUGAGAUAUUCCACGACGAUCAGUGGGGAACAGUCUGUGAUGAUAGUUGGGAUGACGCUGAUGCGAGGGUGGUUUGUCGACAACUUGGAUACGUAGGUGAUGUUGGUGAGGCCAGGAGUCCCAUUAUAUACGGACAAGGAUCCGGCCCGAUAUACCUUGAUGAUGUUGGAUGUGAGGGAGAUGAAGCGAGGUUAGAUUUAUGUGUCAGCAAUGGUUGGUACAACAGCAACUGCGGACAUUCUGAAGAUGCUGGGGUUUACUGCACUGUUGAUGGCGCAAAUGACGGAAACAUUCGUCUUGUUAACGGCCCCACCAUGAACGAAGGUCGGGUUGAGAUCUACUACAACGGGCAGUGGGGGACGGUCUGUGAUGAUAGUUGGGAUAACUCUGAUGCAAGGGUAGUUUGUCGACAACUUGGAUACUCAGGUGACGCUGUAGCCAGAAGUCGUGCUACUUACGGAGAAGGAACUGGCCCGAUAUACCUUGACGAUGUUCUCUGUGGGGGAGGUGAAGCUAGGUUAGAUGAAUGCGAUAACAGCGGUUGGGGUAUCCAUAACUGCGGACAUUCUGAAGAUGCUGGAGUUUACUGCAGUAAUGAUGUUGGAAAUGAAGGAGAAAUCCGUCUCGUUAACGGUUCCACACCAAACGAAGGUCGGGUUGAGAUCUUCCACGACGCUCAUUGGGGUACAGUCUGUGAUGACGAUUGGGACGACAAUGAUGCGAUGGUUGUUUGUCGACAACUUGGAUUUUUGGGCGACGUUGGUCGGGCCAAUGGUCUUGCUAGAUAUGGACAAGGAACCGGUCCGAUAUACCUUGACGAUGUUCUCUGUGAGGGAAAUGAAGCUAGGCUAGAUGAAUGUGGUAGCAACGGUUGGUACAUCAGCAACUGCGAACACUCUGAAGAUGCCGGGGUUUAUUGCCCUACUGAUGUUGCAAAUGAGCCUGGAGACAUUCGUCUUGUCAACGGCCCUACCAUGAACGAAGGUAGGGUUGAGAUCUACUACAACGGUCAGUGGGGUACAGUCUGUGAUGACCGUUGGGAUGACCUUGACGCGAGAGUAGUCUGUCGACAACUUGGAUACUCGGUUGACGCUGUGGCCAGUGGCCGUGCUACUUACGGACAAGGAACUGGCCCGAUAUACCUUAACGAUAUUAACUGUGACGGAAAUGAAGCUAGAUUAGAUGCAUGCGACAGCAACGCUUUGGGUGUCGAUGAUUACUGCGGUCAUGCUGAGGAUGCUGGAGUCUACUGCCAUGUCAUUCGUGACGAAGACAUUCGACUUGUUAACGGUUCCACCGUAAACCAAGGUCGGGUUGAGAUCUUCUAUAAAGGUGUGUGGGGAACAGUAUGCGAUGACGAGUGGGAUGACACCGAUGCAAGUGUAGUUUGUCGUCAGCUUGGAUACACUUCUGGUACAGCCUUGGGUGGUGGUAGAUACCUACAAGGAUCUGGUCCAAUAUACCUUGACGAUGUUGCAUGUGAUGGAAGGGAAGACAGAUUAAGUUUGUGCAUCAGCAACGGUUGGGGUAACCACAACUGCGGACAUUCUGAAGAUGCUGGAGUUUACUGCUAUGAUGAAAAUGAAGGAGACGUUCGCAUUAUGGAUGGAGACAUGCCUGAUGAAGGUCGGGUUGAGAUCUACCACAAUGGCCAGUGGGGUACAGUUUGUGAUGACAGCUGGGAUGACCUUGACGCGAGAGUAGUCUGCCGACAACUUGGAUACUCAGGCGAUGUUGGCGAGGCCAGGAUAGAGAGUCCGUACGGAGAAGGAUAUGGACCGAUACAUGUUGAUUACGUCAGCUGCGCUGGAUCUGAAUCCAGGCUGGUCAAUUGUAAUAAUGGUGGAUGGGGUAAUAACAACUGCGGGCAUUCUGAAGAUGCAGGGGUUUACUGCGGCAUUGAUGUUGGAAAUGACGGUGAUAUUCGCCUUCUUAACGGAUCCACUGCAAACCAAGGCCGGGUUGAGAUCUACUAUAAUGGUCAGUGGGGAACGGUUUGUGAUGACGAGUGGGACGAUACUGAUGCAAGUGUAGUUUGUCGUCAGCUUGGUUACAUUUUUUCUGGAACAGCCUGGGAUGGUGGUAAAUACCCACACGGAUCAGGUCCAAUAUACCUUGAUGAUGUUGCCUGUGAGGGGAAUGAAGACAGAUUGAAUUUGUGCAUCAGUAACGGUUGGCUCAACCACAACUGUGGACAUUCUGAAGAUGCUGGAGUGUACUGCAAUAUUGGUGAUGGUAAAGAGGGAGAGAUUCGCCUUGCCGAUGGUCCCACUCCAAACCAAGGUCGGAUUGAGAUCUUCCAUGGCGGCGAGUGGGGUACAAUCUGUGAUGAUAGUUGGAAUGUUAAUAAUGCAAUGGUAGUUUGUCGACAACUGGGAUACCAAGGCGAUGUCGGCACAUCUGUGAUUGGGGGUACAUACGGACCAGGAUCUGGCCCAAUACUCGAUGUCGAUAAUUGCGAGGGAUCUGAGUCUAAGUUGAUUGAUUGCAUUAUUGAGGGAUGGAUAAGUCAAAACUGUGGACAUUCCAGAGACGCUGGGGUAUCCUGUGAAACAAUCAGUGCAAACGAUGGAGAUAUUCGCCUUGUAAAUGGUUCGACUGAAAACGAAGGUCGGGUUGAGAUCUUCCACAAUGGUCUAUGGGGGACAAUCUGCGAUGACAGUUGGGAUGACGCUGAUGCGAGGGUAGUUUGUCGACAACUUGGAUACAUGGGCGAUGUUGGUGGGGCCAGAGGUCGUAGCACAUAUGGACAAGGAUCUGACCCGAUAUACCUCGAUGAUGUCGGCUGUUCAGGAUCUGAGUCUAGAUUGACUGAUUGUAGUAAUGACGGAUGGGGUAGCCAUAACUGCGGACAUUCUGAAGAUGCUGGAGUGUACUGUUAUGUUCCUUCGACCAUGGACCCUAUGGUCCAUGCUUCGACGAAGCCACAUUAUACUGCAUCUUCAAGUGUCGUGGGUGUCUUGACAUCCGUAGGUGUGUGCCUGUUCUUGCUGACACUGCUUGCCAUCGGAGCCGUGUGUUGGACCUGUAGGCAAUCAAAGAGUCAGUUUUCAUUCAGAACUCUGGAACACGAUUCACCUCUGGAACAGGACUCAGAGAUUGCUUUAGAUAGGUUGAGUGAUCAACAACCUGCUGAAAACAGCAUCUAGUUUAACUGCAAUCUUCCAUGACGAAAUCAAAUUCUGCCAUUGUUGAUUUGACCAACAUUCUAUGCUCACCAAAUAAGACUGAUGGACACCACGCUCCUAGAGGUUAACAUUCUACCGUUUUGAGUCCGUCAGGGAAUAUACUUUACCUUCCUGGCUGGGUAUUAAAGGGGGGUAUGUUAGAGCUUCAGCGUCAAUUAUUCAGUUUUCUAAAACAUUAUACAUUGCAAAAAUCCUUGACCCCAAUGGAAGAAGAAGACGACGAAGAAUAAGAAAAGGAGGAGGGACACGUUACCUGGACCUUACCAUCAAGGACCGCAAAAUAUUAGAAAAAUUUUGUAAUCAUGUGAAAAACCAAAAACGCUAUAAUUGAGAGGUUGUGAUUUCAAGGUUACGGAGAUAAGCCACUGCCCACCCAAUUGCGUAUCUUGGUGGCUAUGUAUCCAUGCAAUAAGUUUGGUUUAGAAAAUAGAAUAACACUGGGGCCCCAAAAGAUGUUCUAAUACAUAGCGUCGCAAUGCAUUAUUCUUAUUACAACCUCCUGAACGCCACUUUAAAACUGUUAACGCUGCAACUAGAUCAGCUGACCAGGUUUUCCCGUACGUAUGAUUCCUGAUGGAAUGAAGCCCAUGCCAGUAAUGUAAUUACUGAUUCUUUCAUCAUUUAAUCCGGUCUAUUCCAUUUUCUUGCCUGUUGUCACUCGUUUUCAUCAUGAACUCAUGAUUAAAUAACGCAAUUAAUACAUACUUUUAUGAAUGUAAACAAAUGAAAAGACUUGUACAUAAUAGCUUGACGUGAUAAUGAAACAAUAGCAUUUCUAAUUUAAAAAAAAAAACGGUUUGAAUUUACGAUGAUAUUCAGCUUGCCCAUACGUUUUGCUUAAACAUAAAUAGAAUACUAGUAUUGUAACAUGGUAUGAUUGUUCCUUUUUUGUGUGAAAAUUUCCUGUUCUUCUACUUCUCCAACUGUGAAGUCUUAUCACAACAACAUGUUGUGGAAGCGCCCUGGUGUAGCGGUUCUGACUCUCGCCUUGUAAUCAGAGGGUCGUGUGUUCGAAUCCCACUAUGGCCUAGCGUCCUUUGGCAAGGCGUCAAUCCACAAUUUGCCACUCUCCACACAGGUGUUAAAUGGGUACCGGUAGGAUGCGAAAGGCUAUGUAGUAUGCCUAGCAAUUGAGUCUUGGAACUCUUUGUUGGAAUGCUUCCCAGGGAGUGGAGAAGGUGCAUACAUUGUAUGCGGGCAUGCAAGGAUCCGAUGACCGGGGUAAUAAUAUAUCUGUAAAGCGGUUAGAGACGUCGUUCCGAUGCGUUAAGCGCUAUAUAAAUGCGGUUUAUUAUUAUUAUAAUUAUGUUCAUUGGUGACAUAUAUAUCUUUAUAUAAUUUGAAACUACUGUAGAAGUGAGUUAAAAUAUACACAUGAUCGAGGAAUGAUAUAUGCACGUUGAUGUUUAUAUAACUAUAAUGUUUGUAAUUUCAUUUCAAAUUUACAGUGAAACCGGUUUCUAAAUGGUUUUUAUGAGUGCCUUCUCUAUUUGUGUUUUGCAAUGAUUAUUCUGAAAAGAUUUUAAUUGUACAGUGCAUUCAUUAAAGGGGGUACUCCGGGCUGAAAAUAAUUAUUUCUAAAUAAACUGAGUAAAAUUCAUCAAGCAAAACGCUAAAUAUUUCAUCCAAAUCUGAAGACAAACAACAAAAAUUGCAUCGCGUUGAUGAGUUGUUAAAAGUGUUGACAUUGAAUUAAUGAAAAUGCAUUUGCAGUAAAAAAAAAAAAAAGUUAUUGAAAGUUAAAAUUUAGCAAUAUUUUGUAAAACCAGUUAUAUUCACGUCAUCAUGAAUUCUCAGUAAAUGGGCCGAUCAUGUCAUAUCAGUGUUUUCUUUGUCUGAUAUUACAUUAUUGGAGUACCCCUUUAUGUAUGUUCUAUCACAAAAAUGUAUUAAUUAUAACACGAAAUUAUAUCGUACAACUAUAUUUUCCUUUCUAAUUGGCUAGUAACUGUAUGCAAAGAUAAAAGUCAUUUAACAUGAUUUAGUUGUUAGCUCGUUUGCGUGUUACUAAGAAUUGUUUCGCUGUUGAUAUAUUCUGAAUGCUUAAAUGCAAUACGUGUAAAUAAAUGAUAAUCUUUACAUCCUUUCAAAUAAAACAAAGAGACACAGAUAUAUAUUAGUUCAUUUUUAUAUCUGUACCAAUUUAAACUAAAAAAAAUGAAUUUAUAAAGAAUGAAUAAGCAGUAUGUAGCAGCAAUGCUUUUCAUGAUGAUGAAAAUAAUUUUGACGCUAAUUCUUAAUAAUUUAUCACGGUUAUCAUUACAGUAAUAAUUUUAUUUGGUUUUAAUUCAUUUUCGGAGAAUGUGAAUACUCCUCCAUUUUUAUUGAUUCUUAUUCUUCUUUGAGAACAUGAAAUGAAAUCAGUUUCUUUACUAAGUAGUGGCGAAAUCAGAAAACUAACUUUAUCAAAGUAAUUUAAAAACCUGUUUGUACUUUCAUGGAUUAGAAAUCAACUCUGUACUUCUUUAUAUAUAUAUAUAGUGAAGGAACAUUUAAGUGAUAUUUUGUUCAUUGUUAUUUCCUUAGUAUACAGAGGAGAUGGUAUCCAAUCUUUUAGGAGUCGAAUCUAUUUUGUAAAGAUUCGACUUUCAAAAUCGGAAAAAUACAUUGCAUGCUAGUUGUCAUGUCUUUUCAAUAUUUGUUUUUCUAAGGCAUCAUCUACCGUUCAUUUCAAACUUACAAAUAUAGUCUUUUAUACAUUCACAGAUCACACCAAACAGUGAUUAUAGAUAUUCAAUAAUAAUUUUGAUAUAACCACGAAGCUGAAAAGGGUUUUAGUCUUUCAACGAUGUUCAUCAUGUUCUUUUCAUUGCUGCAUAAUUAAUUUGUUCACAUACAUGUAUGGUAUUUAUAGCCAUGAAUAAAAUAUAUAUAUUAUAUUUCUUGUUAUUGUAAUAAAUAGAACAUUUCUAGAAAUUUGUGUACGGAUUUUA
Lytechinus pictus (painted urchin) is the source of this 10613-nucleotide messenger RNA. RefSeq names its product deleted in malignant brain tumors 1 protein-like. The record is from RefSeq and is a predicted model, not a curated record. The transcript is spliced from 24 exons. The coding region runs from base 97 to 7641 and encodes 2514 amino acids. Gene Ontology annotation, cellular component: membrane. Lineage: Eukaryota; Metazoa; Echinodermata; Echinoidea; Temnopleuroida; Toxopneustidae.